AUGUUUUGCAAAAAAGCGAGGGUGGCAGACGAGGCGCCCGCAUCUCCAGUCACAAAGAACAUUGCGGAUGGCUGGGUGCUUGUGACGAGUUUGGACAAUCCCUGCUCCACUCCGAGUUGGAACGCGGACUCAGGCUCUGUGCCGCAUACAAAGUUGCAAAGCCCAGCGAAGCAAGGAAUCAGUGCGGGGGAGACAGGAACGGCAGUUAACGAGGCGGUAAAGCAAAGAGGUGGGCCCACACACAUUAUUUCCUUUUCCAACUUGAAGACACGCUGUCAAGAGUCCCGUAGCACCUCAAGUUUUGGUGACGAUGAGCCUUCAUUAAGUUGUGAGUGCUCGUUGCGUGACAGAACACGUUCAAGUGCCACUGCCGCAGAAGAAAUACUUGGCCAACAGUUUGAAGAUAGCGAAUUGCUGCCAAUUCCGCCCUCAGCGCGUUCCCCAGCUGCUGCUUCCAAGGGAGAAUUAUAUCCACCAAAAAGUGACCCGGGCAACGACAUCCAUGAUCAAGUACCGUCUGUUUGUUCUUUUUUAAUCUAUUUUUUAAGCAAUAGCACGUACAGUUUUGUUCAUUUCUGCGCUCCUAUGCUACCGACGUCUUGGAGUGCUUUUUACAACACGAUGUCCCUUGAUAAUGUCAUUUAUUGUUGUGUUUUUGCCGCAGCAGCUGUGGGGGUGGUGCAGCUUGGGCCUUCCAUAAUGCCGGGGGCAUCUGACGAGAGUGGUCGUUGUUGCCUGCUGGGAGUGGCUUCCAGGACAUCUCAGCUGGUGUGCGUAUUCAUGGUGGUCGUGGGACCGCUUCUGCGUCUUGGGGAGAAGCUGCUGGAGGAACUCUUCCCCUGCCCUGGGACGACGCCGUGCCCCGCGCCGGGGGAGGAGAGACGUGAAGAGACGGAAGAAUGUAACAGGGAACAGAAGGAGGACGAGGCGCAGGUGCAAAAGGCGAAGUGCCUGACAGCCGUGAAAGUUUUUCUUUCCUCCCUACUGACGUUUAUUCUCCUCACGAAUGAGGGUGGAGGCAGCACUGCAAAUAGGCAACCGCCUGCUGACGACGAAGACAGCAGAAGGGAUGCGGCCAACGAACCCGCGGCACACCACGAAGGAGAUAAAACGUCUGCAUCAGCGGAGAGACGGAUUCGCACAGGUGCGCUGCUGUUGAUUGGCGUUGGCGGGGGUGCGAUUUCCCAGUACGUGUUACUGCGCUGUUCCUGA
Trypanosoma conorhini is the source of this 1212-nucleotide messenger RNA. RefSeq lists its product as uncharacterized. The transcript has a single exon. The coding region runs from base 1 to 1212 and encodes 403 amino acids. Lineage: Eukaryota; Euglenozoa; Kinetoplastea; Trypanosomatida; Trypanosomatidae. The record is from RefSeq and is a predicted model, not a curated record.